UUUAACCGCUUUGAAUAUAAAAAACUAAAUGUCUAAAAUUACAGUCAAAACAGAAAAUAUUCAAUAUUAAAUAGAGUUUUGGAAUUAACUUAUAUGUUCAGUUGACAAUUAUAUGAACAUUUACGUUUUGUAAUAAAAAUUUAGAGAAUAAAAAUGAAGUUACCUUAUUUAGUAUCACAAAACGUACGCGAAGCAUACGCCACAUCUGCGGUUAUGAAAAACUCAGUUGCUGAAGUUCCUCGCAAAAUAGUGGCUGAAGAUUUCGAAUGGGAUGAUGAGCUCACACCUGCGCCACUCACGUAUUAUGCUGCCCGUGUUCUCGCCACAAUAUUCCACAGAAUUAACCCUUUGAGAAAGAUUCUGCAAAAAGACAUCGAUAUAUUGAUGGAUUUAUAUCCUGCGGAUAUACCCUUAAAGUAUAGCGUUCGGUAUAUUCAGGAUGAGCAAUAUUGGAAAAGGUCAUUUAAUAUGAAAUUUCCAUCUAGAAAAGAGCUUGGUGUUACAUUUUGGAAAGGGGCGUUUUUAAGUAUAUGUCUUCAAGACUAUUUGGAGAAUGUAAACCCGGAUGUCUUUAUCGAAAACGAUGCGGUUGAACUUGCUACAUUGGUCAGCCCGUAUAUUUAUUUUCUGGGCCUAAAACAGCUGCAAAUGGUACGUCAACCAUCACCGCCGAUUCCUAACGAUAAUGUGGUUGAGGAUACUUGCUCAUUCAGCGUACCUAGAGUUUAUGAUCAUAUCCCAUUGGAGCCUGUUUUGGUCAAGUUGUAUAAUCUGCAAGAAAUAUCCUUAGUUUUUGGCAUUAAUAAUCUCAACGACAACUAUUUGACUAGAUACUUCGAAUUUUCUAUGGCCGACUGCGAAUCACUAUGUAGAGGUUUCGAAGAUUUACGUCACUUAAAAAUAUUUCGUAUUAAUAGAAGCAAUUUGGACUGUUGUAAAGUAAAACUCAUAUUGCAAAAUUUGGUAAAGAAGGAAUGUAUUGAAGAGUUGGAUUUUAAUCACUGUAAGAUAGGUGAUUAUGGAAUGAAGGCACUAGGCGGUUUUAUUCAUAUACAUACAAACGUUAAAAUAGUGAGAAUAGCUAAUAAUCGUUUCAAGGAAGUAGGAGUACAAGGUAUCGCGUAUGCUUUACAGAUGAAGCCGGCUGCUCCUAUAGAACUUCUAGAUUUCAGUUUGAAUCCAAUGUCAAUAGAAUGCGCGACGAUGUUUGCUGCAGCAUUUGUACGCUGUAAAGAGAAACCUCAGACGUUGAUUGUAAAUUCAUGUGGAUUUCACGGUGCCUCAGCAGAGAAGAUGGCUGGUCUUCUGAGUUUGAAUCGAGGUCUGACUAGAUUAGAUAUGGCUGCUAACGAUUUAUCUGGCGAAGCUGAAAAAACCCUUGUUAGUGCCCUUGAACAAAAUAAGAAAGUUCUUAGGAUUGAUUUGCGUAGGACUCAUAUAUCAGAAGAAACACAAGCAAAAGUUGAUGAAUUGCUGGAACGCAAUAAAAACUUGAUCGGGCAAGAGUUGGAACCCAGUGAUGAAAUUCCACCACUGUAUCUUAAUGAGCCGGAAUACCUUAUUUGGAAGUAUAAUCCCAAUAACCCUGAUUAUUUACCUGGAAGAUAUCCUGAAAGGAUCCCCGAAGUUUAGACAAAAUAUUUUCUCUA
This is a messenger RNA of Achroia grisella, 1649 nucleotides long. Its product is annotated as dynein regulatory complex subunit 5-like. NCBI's taxonomy places the organism in Eukaryota, Metazoa, Arthropoda, Insecta, Lepidoptera, Pyralidae. Bases 154 to 1632 code for a protein of 492 amino acids. Gene Ontology annotation, cellular component: centrosome. The record is from RefSeq and is a predicted model, not a curated record. The transcript has 6 exons. Gene Ontology annotation, molecular function: protein binding.